UAAAGGAGUGACCUAAUUUGUAUGAAAUCGUGAGCCACAAAAUCUAAUCCCCAUUCUCAUACAAAAUACAAAUACAACUUAAUGGAUCGCUCACGUGUGUUUUCUGUUCUUUUUCUUAUGCUUUUUCUUGUGAUGACUACAGAAUUGGGGACAAAUGUAGCAGAAGCAAGAAUAUGUGAGUCAGCAAGUUACAGAUUCAAGGGAAUAUGUGUGAGCAGGACAAACUGUGCUAAUGUUUGCAAAACUGAGGGCUUUCCAGGUGGUCGCUGCCGUGGUUUCCGUCGUCGCUGCUUCUGUUACAAACAUUGCGCUUAAUUCUUAAAUAUUACCUCUUUUAAAUUUACACCGACUCUCACAAAAUAAAUUAUAUGGUGUUUUAAGUUCUCGUGGGAAAAUAGAAAGUAUUAUUUAUUUAUGAUUAUGGUUAUGGCUUUUUAAUUGAACUACCUUGAUCUUUAUUGUCAUUUUUCCUUUAUUGAUUAUCAUUAUGUAAUAAUCCUAUAGUUUACUUUUAUCAUAUGCUAUUUCAAAUGUGCUAAA
Messenger RNA from Amaranthus tricolor (Joseph's coat), 540 nucleotides. RefSeq names its product defensin Ec-AMP-D2. The transcript has 2 exons. Gene Ontology annotation, biological process: defense response. Bases 82 to 315 code for a protein of 77 amino acids. Lineage: Eukaryota; Viridiplantae; Streptophyta; Magnoliopsida; Caryophyllales; Amaranthaceae. The record is from RefSeq and is a predicted model, not a curated record.